This is a messenger RNA of Pristis pectinata (smalltooth sawfish), 3446 nucleotides long. RefSeq names its product pitrilysin metallopeptidase 1 (gene pitrm1). Gene Ontology annotation, biological process: protein processing. Gene Ontology annotation, cellular component: mitochondrial matrix. The record is from RefSeq and is a predicted model, not a curated record. The transcript is spliced from 27 exons. Gene Ontology annotation, molecular function: metal ion binding. Lineage: Eukaryota; Metazoa; Chordata; Chondrichthyes; Rhinopristiformes; Pristidae. The coding region runs from base 26 to 3142 and encodes 1038 amino acids.
GAGUUGCGGCGUGGGGAGCGGGGUGAUGGCGCGGCUGGUCUCGGUGUGGGCUCUGCUGCAGCGGCUGCGGAGCGGCGGACCUGUGAGGUAUCAUUCAUGGCGAUGGAACAGCAGCUCUGCAAGAGAGAAAGCCACCCAUUAUACCGUUGGGGAGAAAAUUCAUGGGUUCACUAUAAAUCAGGUAACAGCAGUUCCUGAUCUUUUCCUGACAGCAGUUAAACUUAGCCAUGAUGAUACAGGAGCUCAGUAUUUGCAUGUGGCAAGGGAUGAUCCAAACAAUCUGUUCAGUGUACAAUUUCGUACCACGCCACUCAACAGUACAGGUGUUCCUCACAUUCUAGAGCAUGUCGUACUUUGUGGCUCUGAAAAGUACCAAAUUAGAGAUCCCUUCUUCAAAAUGUUGACCCGAUCCCUCUCCACUUUCAUGAAUGCCUUCACAGCAAGUGACUACACAAUGUAUCCAUUUUCCACCCAAAAUUCAAAAGAUUUUCAGAAUCUUCUCUCUGUUUACCUUGAUGCUGUCUUCUUUCCUUGCCUAAGAGAAUUGGACUUCUGGCAAGAAGGGUGGAGGCUGGAACACGAAACCCCUGGUGAUCCAUCAUCGCCACUUGUCUUUAAAGGAGUUGUAUUCAAUGAAAUGAAAGGUGUAUUUGCUAACAACGAGAAUCUGUAUGCUCAGCACCUACAGAACAAGCUCCUACCUGAUCAUACCUACUCAGUGAUAUCUGGAGGUGACCCUUUGCAAAUACCUAAGCUUACAUGGGAAGAAUUAAAGCACUUUCAUGCCACACAUUACCAUCCUAGUAAUGCAAGGUUCUUUACCUAUGGUGACCUCUCCCUGGAACAACACCUUAAGCAAAUCCAGGAAGAGGCACUUUGCAGAUUCCAAAGGAUUGAACCUGGCACCUCGGUUCCCAAACAGCCACGCUGGAGUGAACCAAGGGAGUUCCAUGUUCCUUGUGGGUCAGACUCGAUGGCUCCUGAUCCAGCUAAGCAAACUACAUACAGUGUGAGCUACUUGUUAGGCGACAUCACCGAUACUUUUGAAACAUUCAUUCUAAGUCUUGUAUCAUCUUUGCUGGUUUCUGGACCCAAUUCUCCCUUUUACAAAGCGUUGAUUGAUGCCAGGAUUGGCACAGACUUUGCUCCUGUUGUUGGAUAUGAUGGAAGCACAAGAGAGGCUUGCUUUAGUAUUGGGCUGCAAGGCAUCGCAGAACAAGACAUUAAAACUGUGAAACAGAUCAUCGAGAAAGUAAUUGACGAAGUAAUUGAGAAAGGAUUUGAGGAAGAGAGAAUAGAAGCACUUCUUCACAAGAUUGAAAUUCAGUUGAAACACCAGACCACCAAUUUUGGCCUUGCAUUGGCAUCACAUGUUGCAACAAACUGGAAUCAUGAUGGGGAUCCUAUAGAGCUGCUGCAGAUUGGUGAAAAGGUGACGAGGUUUAGACAAUCCUUGAAAGAAAAUCCUUGUUUCUUGCAGGAUAAAAUCAGGCACUAUUUCAAGGAAAACCCUCACCGGUUGGCCUUGUCAAUGAGUCCAGAUGAAGGUUAUUUGGAAAAUCAGGCUAAUGCUGAAAAAGGAACUCUACAAGAGAAGGUCAACUCCCUAUCUGUGGAAGAAAGGAAAAAGAUAUAUGAAAAAGGGCUGGAACUAAUAGCUGCACAGAGCACAGCUCAAGAUGUGUCCUGUCUCCCAGCACUUAAAAUUUCUGAUAUUCAGCAAACAUUUCCUUUGACACCUGUUGAAAUGGAUUAUGUAGGUGGAGAAGUGCCCAUUCAGUAUUGUAAUCAGCCAACCAAUGGCAUUGUUUAUUUCAGGGCUUUCACUAGCCUUAAUACUUUGCCUGAAGAGCUGAAGCCAUAUAUACCACUGUUCUGCAAUGUGAUUACAAGGAUGGGCUGUGGGAACUUAAAUUAUAGAGAGCAGGCACAACGGAUUGAGUUGAAGACUGGAGGAAUGUCUGCCUCGCCUAAGAUUCUCCAAGAUAAUGAAAACUUGGAUAUGUAUGAACAGGGAGUGUUGUUUACAUCUCUGUGUUUGGACAGAAAUCUGCCUGACAUGAUGCAACUUUGGACAGAUAUUUUUAACAGCCCACAUUUUGAUGAUGAGGAACAUUUCAGAGUAUUAGUUAUGAUGGCUGCACAGGAGCUGUCAAAUGGGAUUCCAGACACAGGACAUCAAUAUGCAGCAGUUCGAGCUGGCAAGACACUAACCCCAGCGGGAAAUCUACAGGAAACAUUUAAUGGGUUAAGCCAGGUGCACCAAAUGAAGAGAAUUGCAGAGAUGCCUGAACUUGUGACUAUUAUCCGUAAAUUGCCACGCAUUAAGAUGCACUUAAUGAACAGUGAGAACAUGAGAUGUGCAGUGAAUGCUACUCCGCAACAAAUUCCAGAAGUGUCAAAGGAAGUUGAGAAGUUCUUGAGGAAUAUUCCUGGUUUUGGAAAGAAGAAGAAAGAAAAGAAAUUAAUUCGUUCAAAUAUUAUUGAGAAACCACUCAAUCCUGAAGAAGUUGAGAGUGAAGUGUCUGGAGGUUCAAGAGCUACCAGAAAGCUGGUGUUUGAACCAACCUUCAAGGCUUGUCAAAUGAAGACACAUUUCCAGCUUCCUUUCCCUGUGAAUUACGUUAGUGAAUGUAUUCGAACAGUUUCCUACAAGAAUCCUGACUUUGCCAGACUUGCCGUUCUUGCACGGCUGUUGUCUGCUAAAUUCCUCCACCGUGAAAUCCGAGAGAAAGGUGGCGCAUAUGGAGGGGGUGCCAACUUAAGCAACAGUGGUCUAUUUUCAUUCUAUUCUUACAGAGAUCCAAAUUCUCUUGAUACAAUAUCUGUAUUUAGAAGAAGUAUUGCUUGGGCCAAAGCAGGAAAAUUUACACAAGAAGAUAUUGAUGAAGCUAAAUUGUCUGUCUUUUCAUCUGUGGAUGCCCCCAUAGCACCAUCAGACAAGGGAUUAGAGCGUUUUCUCUAUAGUAUCUCAGAUGACAUGAAGCUAAAACACAGGCAGCAGCUUUUUGCAGUUGACCGUGAUGGCUUGAUAGAAGUAGCCAACAAGUAUUUGACAACUGGGCAUAGCACAAGUGGGGCUGCAAUUUUAGGACCUGAAAGUGAAUCUAUCAAACGAGAUCCAACUUGGGUACAAAGGUAAUGCAGAAUAGGAGGAGAAUUAAUGCUCAAGGAUCUCAUCACUUCCCCAAAGUAUCACAGAAUCAAGAUGGAUUCAACUGAAAUGUUGACACCGCCUUCUGCUGAAGCUCUGAAGGAGGUGAAUGUGGAAGCAGCAUUGUUCUCUGAUCUAAAGAUAUCUCUAGGGUUUUGUGAAUGGCACAAUUCAGUGUUGUUCCUUCUUACCUCUUUCUAUGUUUGUAGCUGCUACAUCAGAGUAAAUGUGGAUUCCUUCUGCUUGAUGAAAUUCAAGACAAGUUAAGGUAUCCAGCAUUGGGGGGGGGGGG